Messenger RNA from Amborella trichopoda, 2613 nucleotides. RefSeq names its product S-type anion channel SLAH2. The record is from RefSeq and is a predicted model, not a curated record. NCBI's taxonomy places the organism in Eukaryota, Viridiplantae, Streptophyta, Magnoliopsida, Amborellales, Amborellaceae. Gene Ontology annotation, biological process: intracellular monoatomic ion homeostasis; transmembrane transport. Gene Ontology annotation, cellular component: membrane. Gene Ontology annotation, molecular function: voltage-gated monoatomic anion channel activity.
AUUAGAUUUUUCAGGUUUAAAGUCAAUUUUUUUUUUUUUCCAAUCCAGGAGAAAGCAAAUCGGAAAAUAUUAAUUACAGUAAAUCUAAGCUGAUUCAACUAUAUUUUCUCUUAGUGAUAUACAUUCCACUAGUUUCAGCCAUGUUUUUGCAAUUCAUUUAUGGAAAUGAAAAGCAUCUCUCUCUCUGCUGCCAAUUUCCAAUUGGAUGACACAUUGUUUUUCCAUUUAAUAUUUGUCUAAUCUUCCAUGUAGCAAUCAGCAUCUCAAACACUCUGUGAAUUUCAUAUUCCUUGAUACUCUUGUGGGAACCGAGCUGUCAAGCUCACAUAUGAAGGAUGCUUGUUUAAUCAUAAAGAAUUCGACAUAAGCAUCGUCCUCUCAUAUCUCCAUUAUGAGCAUUCUUUCUCCAUACAUUGUUAAGGAGAGGAUAAUUGUGGGCUCUGAUCAGAGAGCCGUCAUGCAGCCUGCUGGUUAUGCCUGUUCAGGAACCCUGGAAUCUGAUGUGGAGCAACCUGCGCUCUUUAAAACAAUUGCAUCAGAUUCAGUAGCUGGCUUCGACAAUGGAAAUGCUGACUUUGACCAUCCCUUCCAACCAAGAAGAACUGCUAGAGCCCAUUCUUCAUCAGACCUUAAUUUGGCAGAAGAUUCAGCAGCAAUAGGAAACACUUCUCAUAGACCCACAACGUCCUCAAUGAAACCAUCAGAUGCAUUCAUGACUUCACACCGAUCAGAUUUGGUUUCUGUGAGCAUGCCUGCCUCUCCUUCUGGACUUUAUCUUAUGAAGAAAGCAAAAGGAGUUCUUUCAAAUGAAAAAGUGAUUGGCAAAACUUCAAACCCUAGGCCUGAUCAUGACCAUAACAAAAACACAGCUGCUGCUACCACAGAGCAACCCAGAAAUGUGAAAUUUUAUUCUCACCCCAUUCUUCCUUCUUGUGUCUAUGAUGAGGCAAUUGCAAAGGGAACAGUUCCUGAACUUUUCAAACAGGUGCCAAAUACAAAAUCGAGAGAUACAAAGCCUAAGUACACAAGCUUCAAGUCUUUCAAGACAUGGUAUGGGAAACUUGACAAGCAGAUGUCGCUUGAGGGUGGGCCCCAGCCUAAAGGAGAACCCAAUUUGGACUCGUCUGAGAAUGUUAAUAUUGAGGCCAUGCCGGUUCACCGUUAUUUUGAUGCUCUAAAAGGACCUGACUUAGACAUGCUCAGGGAUUCAGAGGAACUGCUGCUUCCUGAAGAUGAGAAAUGGCCUUUCCUUCUCCGGUUUCCCAUCACCAGUUUUGGUAUCUGCCUCGGCCUCAGCAGCCAAGCCAUUCUAUGGAAAACCCUUUCUGUAACUCCCUCCAUGAGCUUCCUUCACAUCAACCUUACUGUCAACCUAGUACUCUGGUGCAUCUCUCUAGCAGUCACAACUGUCAUCUUCUCAGUCUACAUCCUAAAACUUCUAUUCUAUAUCGAAGCCGUUAGGAGAGAGUACUACCACCCCAUUCGAGUAAACUUCUUUUUUGCCCCAUGGAUAGCCUUGAUGUUUCUAGCACUAAGCAUGCCACCUGCUCUCUCUAGAAAACUGCAUGGUUCAAUUUGGUAUGUUCUCAUGGCACCCAUCUUUAUCCUUGAGCUUAAAAUCUAUGGGCAGUGGAUGUCUGGGAGUCAACGUAGGCUUUCUAAGGUAGCAAACCCCUCAAACCACCUUUCAAUUGUGGGAAAUUUUGUGGGUGCUCUUUUGGGUGCCUCAUUAGGACUAAAGGAGGGGCCAACCUUCUUCUUUGCUGUUGGGUUGGCGCACUAUAUAGUGCUCUUUGUGACUCUGUAUCAAAGGCUACCAACCAAUGAGACAUUGCCCAAGGAUCUUCAUCCGGUGUUUUUUUUGUUUGUUGCUGCCCCUAGUGUUGCUUCUAUGGCAUGGGCCAAGAUCCAGGGGGAUUUCGACUAUUUCUCGAAGAUCAUUUACUUCAUUGCUCUCUUUCUCUAUGGUUCACUGGCUGUUAGACUGAAUUUCUUUCGAGGAUUCAGGUUUUCAUUGGCAUGGUGGGCUUAUACAUUUCCAAUGACUGGAGCCGCUGUAGCUACCAUCCGAUACUCAGACAAAGUCCAUCAUCCCCUAACCCAAUCCCUCUCGAUCAUUCUUUCUCUCGUUGCAUCACUCGUAGUUACUGCAUUGCUCCUCACCACUCUCUUCCAUGGCUUCAUCCUUAGUGACCUUCUCCCUAAUGACAUUGCCAUCGCCAUCUUCCGUAACCGUUCAAAGCCACACAAGAAACACUCUCACAAAAAACAUGAGGAUACCAAGGCAAACGAUUGCAGUAAUACUGGAAGCAGUCAUGAUAGCAUUAAUAGGAAAGGCGACAACCAUGGCUCUGCUAUUCACAUAUGCUAAAACUAAAACUUCGAUUGAGGCUGAGGUUGUUUUGGUAGAGGAAAAUAGAAUGAUUUUAUUAUACAUGGUUUUGCAGAGCAAAGACAUGAGAUAGGAGUAUAUUUCAGUGGGACUGGUUGCUGUAAUCUAGAGCCAUGUCGGCUGUUGAGAUGCCUGAAGCUUCUUAUGUAAGUAGUUGCGGCAUUACUAGUGUACAAGAUAUCAGAGUUAGUGCAACGCUUAAUGUGCUUGUUUUUACUCUC